AUGCCUGGAUCCACACCCACUUUGCAACAUCCAGGUCGAAGUGCACCUGUGAGAGGGGUCGCUUCGCAGCAAACUUCCACUUCCAACACUCUGGCCACCAGCGCCAGCGUCAACGUAGCCGCCGUCUCGACUCUGUCGCCCCACCAGCAGCAUGGUCAGCAGAUGGCUGGCAUUGUGGCUACGUCCACCCAUCCUCAGGGGUGGAACAGGGCGUAUAGCAGAGGCAUGCCCGCUCCCGCGGUAGCAGUGCCCAUCUUCCGCGCCUCACGUGCUGCCGACGUGGGCAGCGCGUCCAUCGAUCGACGAACCCUCGCGGACCAUCAGCUCCCUGAUUCUCCGCCCGAUACCCCGCCGCAUUCUCCUGGCCUCCGCCCCGUGCAGAUGCCAUCUUUGAUCGAAUCCGGCUCAUUCUCCCAGCUUCAGCGCGCACAGCAGCAGCAGGCGCAGCUUCAGCAGCAGCAGCAACCUCGCAUCUCUCCUUCGGCGCACCCCUUGCCCACCGAGGCCGCACAUGACGCAGAUGCGGUCGAUCCGAUCUACACCGGACACACCCCUUGCGACAGCGAGCUCGAAAGUGACGACGGCUCCGACGUCUCGGAUGACGCUUCGCAGGCCACGCUUGAUCAACUCACGCUGGCGGCGCAGUCGCUCCUGCUGCACUCGGAUGCCUCGCUUGGCUCCAAGCCAACGCACCCGGUCGCCGCUGCUCACAGAGGCACUCUCUCUGUCGAGCUCAUGCCCGCCACACCCGAGAUCAGUCCCGACAACGACGUCCGCCACCACGCGCACAAGUCGGCGCACGCCUUCCUGCAUCGCAUCUUUGCCGAUGUGCCGCACAACCUGUCCGUCGAGGAUGCCGGCGUCGAGCUCGUCAGUCCCGGCUGGAGUGGCGCGGUCAUCAAGUCGCAUUCGGCUGCUGGUCCCGCGUCGGCGCACGCCUCCAGCUCCUUCUCCUCCACCAGCAGCAGCGAUAGCUCGGCGGACGCACAGCGCACUCUGUACGUCAGCAUGCCCGCUAUCGUCGACGCGAGCCUGCUCCGCGAGCAGGUGCUCGCCGUGCUCGACGCGGCUAGCGAGAAGCUCGGCUGCGACUCGGUCAUGAUCUGCCUCGACCGCGCGCUGCGCGACUUUGCCUCGGUGCUCCACGGGCUCUGCUAUGUGGGCGGCGCUCUUGUCGCUGCAGCCGCACAGACCGCUAGCAGCAGUGACAUGGCCGCUGACCACUUCGGUGCCGGUCCGCACAGGCUGCCCGACACUGACCCGGUCUCAGGACUGGCGCUCAGGUCCGGCCUCGUGCUUGUUGCCAUCGAGCUUUGA
Moesziomyces antarcticus is the source of this 1317-nucleotide messenger RNA. RefSeq lists its product as uncharacterized. The record is from RefSeq and is a predicted model, not a curated record. Gene Ontology annotation, cellular component: nucleus; cytoplasm. Lineage: Eukaryota; Fungi; Basidiomycota; Ustilaginomycetes; Ustilaginales; Ustilaginaceae. The transcript has a single exon. Gene Ontology annotation, biological process: positive regulation of protein catabolic process. Gene Ontology annotation, molecular function: ornithine decarboxylase inhibitor activity. Bases 1 to 1317 code for a protein of 438 amino acids.